CCGAGUAAGAGUCAACCUGAGCCGAUCCGAAGCGGCGAUCCUCGAUUUUUGAAGCGCGUAUAAAAGCUAAGCGGUGUCGGGUGAGCUUUCAUUGUGCGCUCGCCACUCGUGAAUAUCAGGUAACGUCGAUCGGACGGGUUCAUACGCAGCCAGUUUUCGAAUUGCCCGCCAAAACAAAAAAAAAAACACGUAUACGUAGUGUUGCAGCCUGGAGGAAAAUUGUUACGUCGCUAUCAAAACUGUGAUCCUAGAACGGAAUUAAAAUGAGUUUAAAGUUCAAUCUGUGCCGCUGGACGCUGCUGGUCCUCGGAGUCUGCUGCCUGCUGGGCAGCACAUCGGGCAGCUACUGCUCCCUGGAGGGGAUGAAGAAGUUCGCGAUGGAGGCGUGUGAGCACCUGUUCCAGCAGGACGAAGCCUCCAGCCGCGACAGGCGAUCCAUCGAGUACCCGCAUCACCAUCUAAACCGACUGGGAUACGGCAAAACGCACAACAAGCACCAUUCAAUCAGCCGGAGCACUUACCCAAAGGGUGGCUAUCUAAAGGUGACGCGGGAGCACUUCAACCGCCUCAGCGAACUGGACAUCUUCCCGCGCUACAAGCCCAACAAGCUGCACCACGACAAGAAGCAGCGAUUCAAGCGGGAUCAUUCGGGCCGGAGCUACAACAACAUCCCCUACUGCUGCUACAACCAGUGCGAGGAGGAAUUCUUCUGCUAGAGGAGCUCCAGCGUUGUCCUAACUCCGUCCAUAGCUUAAGUUAGGCCUAGGUCAUAGAUGUACGUUCUACAAGUCGCGCUCACUCUUAUAGAGUACCUUACGUGUGCCCACUGCAGGGGACACAAGUUCAUAUACAGUAUUUAUACGCCUAGAUACCAUGUGAAUAAACCAUCGAAUACGGCAAUUGAUUAUCUUAA
This is a messenger RNA of Drosophila elegans, 913 nucleotides long. RefSeq lists its product as uncharacterized. The coding region runs from base 264 to 716 and encodes 150 amino acids. The record is from RefSeq and is a predicted model, not a curated record. The transcript has 3 exons. Lineage: Eukaryota; Metazoa; Arthropoda; Insecta; Diptera; Drosophilidae.